Messenger RNA from Aaosphaeria arxii CBS 175.79, 861 nucleotides. Its product is annotated as class I glutamine amidotransferase-like protein. The record is from RefSeq and is a predicted model, not a curated record. Gene Ontology annotation, cellular component: nucleus; cytosol. The transcript is spliced from 2 exons. NCBI's taxonomy places the organism in Eukaryota, Fungi, Ascomycota, Dothideomycetes, Pleosporales. Bases 1 to 861 code for a protein of 286 amino acids.
AUGGCUCCUCCUGAGGCUCGCCUCAUCCCCAAUGACCACCCCGAGAAAGUGCGCAUGCUUGUUCUCGAAACAGACGAGCCGCACCCGGAUACACAGAGAGAGAAAGGAUCUUUCGGCGACGUGCUCAACGAGCUCUUCGUGAAGGCCGGAGAGGAACACGACCCUAAACUCGGUAUUGAGACGGUAAUGCAAUAUGUCGUCGAACCGGAUGGUGGCAAGAUCCCGAAGAAGGAAGAGAUUGGGGACGAUGUACAUGCGAUUUUGAUCACGGGAAGCGUGUACGAUGCGCAUGGUGACGAUGAGUGGGUUAUGAAGUUGAUGGAUCUUAUCAAGUAUUUAUGGAUUAACCGUCCCGAUAUCAGAUUUACUGGCAUAUGUUUUGGUCACCAGAUCCUCGCCCGGACAUUGGGGGGAACAGUCGAACCAAACGCAGACGGGGAAUGGGAGUUGUCACACACAGCUAUAACCCUUACCGAUGUCGGAAGGUCGCUUUUCAAUCUCCCCUCCACGGAAAAAUACAUUUACCUGCAUCAGAUGCACUUGGAUCACGUUGUUGAUCCGCCGUCCUCAGAGGGCAACGAACUCAUCAAGUCCGGGACCAAGGUGCACGUUUGGGGGCAGAGUGAACACACCGGAGUCCAGGGGUUAUAUAUCCAGUGUCGAUUGUUCUCCACGCAAGGACACAUGGAGUUCGACGAAAAGAUGGUAAAGAGGCAAUUGGAGAUGCGUGUUGAGGCUGGAUCGGUUAAGCUAGAGGAUGCGGAUGAGGCCGCCGAGAGGGCGGACUGGAUGCACGAUGGAUUGAUUGUGGCUAAAGCUGUGUUACGAUUCUUUCAUGGAGAUGAUGAUUCUGUAGAGUAA